ACCACUUCAUUGGAUAAAGUUGACAUCGACUGACACUGAGGGAAUAAAUGAAUCUGGGACUCUCUUCCUGAUCUGAGACUUGAUCUCUCAAGCUUAAAGCAUCAGCACCCAUUGUAAUUUAAUUCUACUCUUACAUUUCGCGAAGUUGCACGGAUUAUUUUUGACAAAAGUGAUCCGAUCUAGAGCGAUGGCACUGAUGAGCCCUUACUCGUGGACGGAGGAUCUGGGCUGUCCUCCAGGGGAAGGGAAGCCCAGGGCUGGGAUCACCGCUCACGAAUCUCCAGCCAGGAACAAAACUGAGCCUCGAAUCCGAAGACCCAUGAAUGCUUUCAUGGUGUGGGCAAAGGACGAGAGGAAGAAACUUGCAAUCCAGAACCCUGAUCUCCACAACGCAGAGCUCAGCAAAAUGCUAGGCAGAUCGUGGAAGGCGCUCGCUCCUACACAGAAGAGACCUUUUGUGGAAGAAGCUGAAAGAUUACGAGUGCAGCACAUGCAGGAUCAUCCCAAUUACAAAUACAGACCUCGGAGGAAAAAGCAAAUCAAACGUCUGUGUAAACGGGUCGACCCGAGCUUCCUCCUCAACAACUUCCCCCAUGAUCAGCCACCUGUCCCCAGCGGCAGAGCCUAUAGGGGACGCCUGGAGGAAGAGGAGGAUAAAAGCUAUUCAUCGGCCUCAAGACUUCCUGUAAUCAGCAGAUUCAGGGAAACGCAGACCACAAACAACAGCUUUGACAACUAUGGGCUACCUACCCCUGAGAUGUCCCCUCUGGAUGUCAUCGAUGCUGAUCACAGCUUCUUUCCACCUCAAUGUCCAGAUGAUCCUCGUCCCCAGAUGACUGAAGGAACAUAUUGUUCAGAAUACGGUCAAAGUCCCAUCCAAUGUGGACACCUCAGUCAGAUCGUAAUCUCCCAGACUAGAUCUACCAUGAUGCAUCCUGUAACCAGCCGCCCACCUCCACCCUCCUAUUACAGCCGCAUCCACCAUCCUCCCUUCCAUUCUGUACAUGCAAAUACCUCUGUCCACCUUUCUCCCCCUCAUCAUCUAGAUAGCCUGGAACACAUCAGCCAAGCUGAGCUUUUAGGAGAAGUGGACCGCAAUGAGUUUGACCAAUACUUGAAUACCUCCAUUCGUUCAAAUCCGGAAGAGAUGGCAAUCAAUGAACAUUCAUCUGAAGACAAUCCAUCAGGAGGUACAGGUUCAGAGAGAAGCCUUAUAUCUGUUUUAGCAGAUGCUACUGCAGCCUAUUACAAUAACUACAGUGGUUCCUAGAGCAAACUCUUUCCAGUCAAAACAGUAUUAUUUACCACAGUUCUCUGGACAAGGACAUUUCCUCAGGGUGCCAAAACAAUCUAAAGAAUGAUUUCCAUAAAUUAUGAAGUGCCAAAACAUUUUUGGGGGAGUUUGAAGCAGAUUUUUACAACACUUUCAAAGUGGAAGGCUGAGGCUGCUUGACUCUUGGAACAUUUCUCUCUAAACUUUAGGCUAAAUUGCUUGCGCUUGUAAGGAGCUUGCAAGAUAUAUUUAAAUAUCCAAAGCUUGCUUUGUUUCUGUUUAUUGUUAGCUUUCUUAAGACAAUUGACUGUAUGCAGCAUUCUGUUUUAUUGCAUUCUAAGCAUACCUGAAUGUUGUGGAUUAACUGAUCUGUUAAUCAAUGAUUCACCAAUUAUUAGUGUAUUAAUAAUUGUUUCAUGAAUUUAAAUUCUAGAUUGUUUUAAAGUUGCUGAGAAGUGCUUAAAGACCUCUCUUCCUGUUACCGUUUUAUUUCUGGUUUAAAGCAAUCUAUCUAAAGGCACUUGCCUUCCACAAAAGGAAAGUAUGAUGAAAUUAAACCAUUCAGCGUUGUUGCUUAGUGACUGCUUCAAAACUGCAUUGCCUGGAAUCGGGUGCCUUAUGUGCCCAAGGGUGGAAUAAUUUACAAAAGCAAUGGAUAAUGUGUGAACUUCACCUGGAAAUAACAUCAUGUUUAAAAUAAUAAUUCCUUAAUAAUAUAAUAAAAUAAUAACGUUAUCUGAUUCUACCUAUUACAUAUUUGAUUUUCAUCUCACAACAUCCUCAUUCUUGGUUGAGAUGAACAAGUGCUGUCUUCCUGGGUUUUACUCAAUUAAAGUAUAAUCGUAUCUA
Molecule: messenger RNA, 2122 nt
Organism: Callorhinchus milii (elephant shark)
Lineage: Eukaryota; Metazoa; Chordata; Chondrichthyes; Chimaeriformes; Callorhinchidae
Product: transcription factor Sox-7-like
Exons: 2
Coding region: 188-1270 (360 amino acids)
Biological process (GO): cell differentiation; anatomical structure morphogenesis; regulation of DNA-templated transcription
Molecular function (GO): RNA polymerase II cis-regulatory region sequence-specific DNA binding; DNA-binding transcription factor activity, RNA polymerase II-specific
Source: RefSeq, a predicted model, not a curated record